Puma concolor (puma) is the source of this 495-nucleotide messenger RNA. It is a transcript of the gene PCLAF, whose product is annotated as PCNA clamp associated factor. The record is from RefSeq and is a predicted model, not a curated record. Gene Ontology annotation, molecular function: chromatin binding. Gene Ontology annotation, cellular component: nucleus. Gene Ontology annotation, biological process: translesion synthesis; regulation of cell cycle. Lineage: Eukaryota; Metazoa; Chordata; Mammalia; Carnivora; Felidae.
GGAGCGCGCGGGAAAGAGACCAAUAUAAACUGUGGCGGGAGAUUCGUUUUCGGGUCCUUGUCCAGUUAAACACCCUCGGUUGGGAAGCCAUUGAUUGCUCCCCUCUCCUCGCGUUUGAAUAUGGUGCGGACUAAAGCGGACAGUGUCCCAGGCACCUACAGAAAAGUGGUGGCUUCUCGAGCCCCCAGGAAGGUGCUUGGUUCUUCCACUUCUGCCAGUAAUUCCGCAUCACUUUCGUCGAGGAAAGUUGAAAAUAAGUAUGCCGGAGGGAAUCCAGUAUGUGUGCGCCCAACUCCCAAGUGGCAAAAAGGAAUCGGAGAAUUCUUUGGGCUGUCCCCUAAAGAUUCUGACAAAGAGAAUCGAAUUCCUGAAGAGGCAGGAAGCAGUGGCUUAGGAAAAGCAAAAAGAAAAGCACGUCCUUUGCCACCUGAUCACACAGAUGAUGAAAAAGAAUAGAACUCUCUUAAUUCAUCCUUGACUAAUGUCUCCUGUUUA